Molecule: messenger RNA, 1617 nt
Organism: Pyrus x bretschneideri (Chinese white pear)
Lineage: Eukaryota; Viridiplantae; Streptophyta; Magnoliopsida; Rosales; Rosaceae
Product: anthranilate phosphoribosyltransferase, chloroplastic
Exons: 10
Coding region: 175-1413 (412 amino acids)
Biological process (GO): L-tryptophan biosynthetic process
Cellular component (GO): cytosol
Molecular function (GO): anthranilate phosphoribosyltransferase activity
Source: RefSeq, a predicted model, not a curated record
AAAAUUUUUGUGGCUCCAAUUUCCAAAGACUGAGUCUUUGGAGAGCGAAAAUCCUCAAAGUCACCAGAUUUCACUCAAUUUUUAUCUGGGCAGUUGGAUUUUCGUCUUGGAAAUUGAAAUUUAUAGACAUUGUAGGACUCUUCUCAGUUCCAAAAUCUCAGAGGUUUUGCUGCCAUGGCAGUUUCAACGCAGCUCCAAUCUGUGACCAGUCUUGCUUCGUUGACUCACCGCACUAAGCUCGAAUUCCGAAGCAGCUGCUGCAUUCCUUCAGUUAUCAGAACAGAGCAGAGAAGCUCAGCUGCUGGCCGUGUCAAUGCCGUGCUCUCCUCCGCGCCCAGCGUUUCUGAGAAACCAAAUUCGAAGCCGCAGAUAGCUUCUUUCAGUGAGGUGACAAUUGGGUUGAUCGAGUCUUUGAUUAGUCGGGUGGAUUUGACGGAGGAGGAAGCUGAAGCGUCGUUGGAGUUCUUGCUGGAUGGUGCCAAUGAGGCUUUGAUCAGCGCGUUUCUUGUGUUGUUGAGAGCCAAAGGAGAGACUUAUGAAGAAAUUGUGGGAUUGGCAAAGGCAAUGAUGAAGCACAGUUUGAAGAUAGAAGACUUAGGGGAUGUGGUUGACAUUGUUGGAACUGGUGGUGAUGGCGCAAACACAGUAAACAUUUCCACAGGGGCUGCAAUACUUGCUGCAGCUUGUGGUGCAAAAGUUGCAAAGCAAGGAAGCCGUUCGAGUUCCUCUGCAUGUGGAAGUGCUGAUGUAUUAGAAGCUUUGGGGAUAAUAAUUGAUUUGGACCCUGAGGGGGUAACUAGAUGUGUGAACGAAGUAGGCAUUGGCUUUAUGAUGGCACCCAAAUAUCAUCCAGCAAUGCAUAUUGUUCACCCUGUCAGAAAGAAACUGAAAGUAAAGACCGUGUUUAACGUAUUGGGACCCAUGUUGAAUCCAGCAAGAGUACCUUUUGCUGUUGUUGGUGUAUACAAGGAUGACUUGGUCUUAAAGAUGGCCAAAGCUUUGCAAAGCUUUGGAAUGAAGAGAGCAUUAGUCGUUCACUCCAAAGGCUUGGACGAAAUGAGUCCACUUGGACCCGGGCAUAUCCUUGAUGUAACUCCUAAUAAGAUUGAGGAGUUCUCCUUUGAUCCAUUGGAUUUUGGAAUUCCUCGCUGCACCUUAGAUGAUUUGCGGGGUGGAGGCCCGGAGUAUAAUGCUGAUGCACUAAAGCGUGUAUUGUCAGGGGAGAAGGGUCCCGUUGCAGAUGCAUUUAUCUUAACCGCUGCAGCAGCUCUCUUGGUCAGCGGUCGGGUGAACACCUUAGCUGAAGGUAUCUCUUUGGCUCGUGAAACACAAAUGUCAGGGAAAGCUAUUAGGAUCCUUGACCAAUGGGUAGCUAUCUCCAAUACAAUGAUUAAGGAUACAAUUAUUUACUAAGGACGACGUCUGGUACGUGUUUGGAUAUCAGAUUCGACGAUGAAGACCCGUUGUAGAGUCAACGCAGUUGAGAGAACAAAAUAAGGUGAAGGGUUGUAUUUUGUAUAAUUACUGUUCUCUGUGUUUUCAUUCUGCCUCUGCAACUCGAAAACCAAGUGUAGUUUAUGAAACAAUGGAAGCAAAUAAGUUUCAAAGUUAUGUUUA